Molecule: messenger RNA, 2882 nt
Organism: Coregonus clupeaformis (lake whitefish)
Lineage: Eukaryota; Metazoa; Chordata; Actinopteri; Salmoniformes; Salmonidae
Product: zinc finger protein 417
Exons: 2
Coding region: 438-2675 (745 amino acids)
Biological process (GO): regulation of transcription by RNA polymerase II
Molecular function (GO): RNA polymerase II cis-regulatory region sequence-specific DNA binding; DNA-binding transcription factor activity, RNA polymerase II-specific
Source: RefSeq, a predicted model, not a curated record
CCCCACCCAGCAGACUGUCAACCAAUCACGUUCACGUUGUCAUGAUGCGUCACGCAAUCCCGUCUCAAAAUCAGUGUAGGUCGAGAAACGUGCCUAUUUUCCUCGAAAGUACGUAAUGGCACGAUCCCAACAUUUUAUACGAUACUACAGAUAGCAAGUAACUCUCACAUCUCGGAAAAUAUUUGUCAAGUUGACUGAAUUCGUGCUACUGUUGGGUUUUUGAGAGCGCUCCUUGUCCCAGAAUGCACCGCGCGGCUCAUUAACGUAGCAUGGGCAACGUUUCGCAUGACCUCAAAAGCAUAUCUGCCGUUGUGAACGUUAGACUCCACUCUGUAAGGCACAUCGAUCUGUAGGUUGAACAUGGUGAGGACACUGCUGUGAAUGUUGAGGACCAGAAUAAUAUGUCUGGAACUACAGAAUAACAUCAGGAACUACAGAUGGACCACCUUGGACAUCCUCUCUUUCCUCCGAGCCUGUCAGUGAGAGCUGAACCUGUGCCUCAAACGCUGGGACAUUCAGUCGGUUUAAGACUAGACGAGCAUCUGGGUGUGGCUCUGGAUGUUGAGGAGAUCCUGGAGUACUGGAGACUGGACCCUGUUUGCAGCCCUGGAGGUUCAAAGACAGGAGUUGGAGAUCCAAAGACAUUCCCAGCCGGUAACAAGACACCAGCAGCUAUGAUGGGGGAUGUUCCUGUGUUUACUCUAGCCUCACAAAUGGAUAUGUCCAAUGGAGGAGUAACAUGUGAGCCAUGUGAUGUUAAGAAAGUACCUACAGAGACCAAAUGCAGUGAAUUGAUCUCCCUUCACAUUAGAUCCAAAGAGAAGCAGCAGUCAGAGUCUAUUAAAAAGAGUGAAUUGGAUUUAUCUCAGUGUAAAAGUGAGAUUAUGUCUGAAUGUCCUGAGAUGAAAGUUGAAGAUCCUAUUUGGGCAUAUUAUUCUCAGAAUGAAUCCGGCAUGACUCCAGUUUUACACAAAACCAUCCCAGUCAAUAAAGAGUCCUUAAAUGCUACUGUAGCUGUCAAAACAGAAAAUGAGGUUGAUUCUGAAAUGAAAGUCGAGGAUCCUAUUUGGGCAUGUUCUUUUGCAGAACAGGAAAAAAGGGUGACUAGGUUUGAAAGGAAAACAUAUGCUGCACAUCUGAAAGAGGAACCUGUAGAUAUUGAGAUUGGAGGUACUGAGAGUCCAUUUAGCUCUGCUCUUGGUUCAUCCACCUCACAGGAAAACGCUGUUCAGCUGACUCUGACUAACAGAUGUGAUCAAGAUGGAAAUGGAGUCCUAUAUGCAGUGAAACCUGCUGAAGAACAAAGUGUGAAAAACUCUACAGAAACUCACUAUGUGAAACGGGAAAUGGUGGACAUCAAAAAUGAAGAUCCCAUAUGGGCUAAUUUUCACCUGAAUGAGGUAAGAAAGGAUUUGAAGCCAAAAUAUGAUCAUAUAGCAUCUCUGCUUCCAUCAAUUAUAGAAAACAACCAUCAGCCUCCAACCUUCAAGGAAAUGCUGUCAUUGAGGACUGAGAGUAGGCAACCCAUCUAUAUGGUCAAAGUGUUAGUACCCACAAUCACAGGAGGGCAGGAACACACUAUGACCUCUGACCCAAAAGGCUUUCCUCAGCCCAUUUCACACUGGCCCAGCAAAAAGCAAAGGUUGGAGAGCGAGCCUGGUGACCAAUCGCUGGCCUCUAACUCUACACAGGCAAAUAAAAACCAGAUAUCACACCAUAAGCCACAGCAGCAAGAUGGUACAUCUGGGUUUUAUACGUCUGCUCCGUCUCAUCAUACAGACAUUUCCCAGUCAGACCUGGGUUCUCAGUCAAAUGCGACAGAACCCUCAUUACCAAUGCGAGGUACAGGUAUAAAACAUCUGCAUCAAACAUCAAACACCUACAUCAAACAUCAACCAUCUACUGCAACAGAAAUGAUAAAUACCUGCCAACUAUGUGGUAAAUCCAUUGCUUCACAUAAACAGGACAAAGAUCUGGGGGAACUGCCAACAGAGGCUGUAAAAGGACAGGGAAAGACAGACAAAACUAAACCCUGGACAUGUUGUGUAUGUAAAGCAACAUUUAAAGGCCAAGGAAUGUGGGGGUUUCACAGACAAAAACACAUUAGUGGUUUAAAAUGCCCUGAGUGUGGAAAGUGUUUUAAAACAAAACAUAGCUUGGAUGUUCAUAUGAAGACACAUUCUAAGGAAAGGCCUUUCUCUUGUGAGGAGUGCGGCAAGACCUAUCGCACUCUCAGCCUUCGCAACGCACACAUUUACAGUUGUCACAAAACUCCUGACCAUGUCUGUCAGGAGUGUGGCAAGAGUUUUAGGCAAAGAGCCCACCUGGACAUUCACAUGAACAUACACACAGGAAACAGACCCUAUCAGUGCACAGCCUGUGAUGCUACCUUCAAGUCACCCUCAGCACUGUAUACGCACAAGACUAUUCACACAGGUGAGAAGCCCUUUGCCUGCCCUCAGUGUGGCAUGAGCUUCCGCCUCAAUGGCUUUCUCACUGUCCACCUGGCCACACACUCUACCACCAAAGGAACACUGCACAAUAAAUCAGGGAAAAGCCCAUCUAAGAGGGAGCAGUCAGACUCAGUCACCCUCUCUGACUCCACACCUCAAACCCCCACCUCUAGAGAGACCAGGAGUCAGAGGAAACUGAAGCAGGUGGAAAACUUAAGGUGACCUGAACACUAUCGUUCCUCUUUAGAAACUAUGAUCUGAUGAUCCAAGGAUGAAGCAUAUAUUCUUUUUUCAUCUGUAUAUUUUACAAAAUCUUUGUGCUUAGUAAAACCUAGUUUUAGGUUCAACCUAGUUAGUGUUUUGUUGAUUGCUGCAUCACAAUAAAUAAAAACAAACACGUUUUGUCCAAAUUAAACUAACUUUACAAUG